Tachysurus vachellii is the source of this 2693-nucleotide messenger RNA. RefSeq names its product metallophosphoesterase domain containing 1 (gene mpped1). The transcript is spliced from 8 exons. NCBI's taxonomy places the organism in Eukaryota, Metazoa, Chordata, Actinopteri, Siluriformes, Bagridae. The record is from RefSeq and is a predicted model, not a curated record. Gene Ontology annotation, molecular function: hydrolase activity. Bases 391 to 1305 code for a protein of 304 amino acids.
AGCUGCAGCUCCACGCGCGCGCCUUCGCUUCACUUCCAACUUCAAAUGCGCGCUUUACACCUUCAGGGACAUUUAUAUUUUAUUUUAGUUUUUAGUCGUUUUAUGGGAAGUCUUUUUUUUGGAAAGUGGACUGUUUCAGUUUUAGCAUCUUCAGCUCUUCUGACUGCAGAGCAUACGGCUGUAUGACAAGGUGCGUGAAGCUCUCAUUUGAGUUGGAUCUCUGGGCAUCAUGAAGGUUCACACUGCCAGCAUGGAGGCUACUGAACACUGAGCCUCAUCUGCUUCUCAUCUCAGUUCAGCAGUGCAUGUGAGCACGGAGUCCCUCUGAGUGUGUGUGUGUGUCUGUGUGUGUGUGUGUGUGUGUGUGUGUGUGUGUGUGUGUUGGCUGUCAUGGCAUUUACAUUAUCGGAGAUCAUGGCUGCACGACGGCAGUCUCAAAGAGGAGUGAGAGGAGCAGUGGAGGUGGACGAGUACAGUGCAAACCCCACUCAGGCCUUCACCUUUUACAACAUUAACCAAGGACGCUUCCAGCCACCCCACGUCCAUAUGGUUGAUCCGUUACCCCAUGACACCCCUAAGCCGCCAGGCUAUACUCGCUUUGUGUGCAUCUCGGACACACACUCGCGCACGGACGCUAUUCAGAUGCCGUACGGCGAUGUGUUGCUGCACGCAGGAGACUUCACUGAGCUCGGCUUACCCAGCGAGGUCAAGAAAUUCAACGACUGGCUCGGCACCCUGCCUUACGAGAUAAAGAUUGUGAUAGCGGGAAACCACGAGCUGACGUUCGAUCAGGAGUUCAUGGCCGAUCUGAUCAAGCAGGACUUCUACUACUUUCCGUCCGCCUCUAAGCUGAAACCUGAGAAUUAUGAGAACGUGCAGUCGCUGCUCACCAACUGUAUCUACCUGCAGGACUCAGAUGUUACUGUCAGAGGUUUCCGCAUCUACGGCUCACCGUGGCAGCCGUGGUACUACGGCUGGGGUUUUAAUCUCCCACGAGGGCAGGCGCUGCUGGACAAGUGGAACCAGAUCCCUGACUCCACUGACAUUUUGCUCACACACUGCCCUCCUCUGGGUUUUCUAGACUGGGUGCCGAGAAAGAUGCAACGUGUCGGUUGCAUGGAACUGCUGAACACGGUGCAGAGACGAGUCCAACCCAAAUUACACGUCUUUGGACACAUACAUGAAGGUUAUGGCAUGAUGACUGAUGGAACCACUACAUUUAUUAACGCCUCGGCCUGCACAGUCAACUUCCAGCCCAUGAACCUGCCCAUCGUCUUUGACCUGCCCAAUCCCAGGAGCUCGUGAUUGAACUCGGCCCCACCCAAUGCCUCCCAAAAUCAGGGUUUCAUUUCCAAGCCUAUCUGGGUGCUGUUUUUGUGUACAUAUUACAGAGAGAGAGACUACUGUGGAAGAUUUGAAUCUCUUGUCGUGCCAUGUUCUUUUCUCAAAUCCUGCCUCAUUUCCCGAGCGAUUCUCACGCUUUCAUUGCACUUAAAAUCUUGUGACAAUCCCUCUUGUUUAUUAACGGUGGACAUGCAUCAUACGGCGCAACCAUCUUACGGACUGCGUGAGACGCGUAAGAACGUCUGACUUUUAAUUACUUCACAUCGGAGACGGCUUAAGAUGCCCGUGGUGUGCUGACUGAAUCUGAUCUUCUCUGAUUGAUCUGAUCCGAUUUGAUCUGAUCUGAACUGAUGGACGUGUCUAUUUCCAGCCUCGUUGUUCCCACUCUUCUUCUUCAGUGCUGGACAGAGAGGACCUCUCGUCAGGGUUUGGACUCCAAAUCAGACACUGUUAUAAAAUAUCAUGUACAGUUGCUGUUGUAUAUAAAAAAAUCUCCAUUUUUAUGCUUCUGUUAUUUGUUUUAUUGUAAAUCUGUGUGACGUGAGCGUGUCCUUGAAAUCGAUUCAAAGCACACAUUUUAUUAGAUCUCAUUAAGAUGCAUUUAUUCUUUUUUCCUCAUCCGAAAAUGCUCAAAGUGCACUUUUUGCCUAGCGAGUAUAUGUUGCUCUACAUGUUUACACCUGUGUUUUUUUUGUUUUUUUUUAACUCCUAGCGAUUGUUUAUGUCUGUGGCUUUAAACGUUCCGAUUACGCUCAUUGUUAUAUUUCCAAUUAAAAUAAAGUGGUCUUUUGUUUUGUCUUAUUAUUAUCUUAUUAUUUUUUUAAAAUAUGUGGAUGAAUAAGUGUAUGAAUCAGAUGAGCAUGUGUGAGAGAGCAUCAGGUCAAAAAAAAAAAAAAAAAAAAAAAAAAAAAAGCACUUCUAAUGGCCAGAAAAGUAAAGACUGAAUAAAGAAAAUGAAGACAGAGAACAGCAUUUGGAUGAUUAUGUAAAGGCUUGGAGUCUGAAUUACUGUGCCAUAUUUAUUUAUUUUAUUUUUCUUUUUUCUGUUGAAUUCUUGAAUCUGAUUGGUCGUUUCUAUAGUAACGGCUUACGCAGGGACUUUACUGUACUGUAUGAUGGAUGAAUAAGUAAAUGGAUGUAUAAUUCUUAAUAUGGUGAAGUUUUCUUUUUUUUUUAAGAGGCUAAAAGAAGGAGUCUCCAGUGUUAAACCUGCUUUAUUUUGUCUUAUUAACAUCAUCAGAGGGGAAAAAAAAGAAAUUCUGGUGAGAGAACGACUAUUUAAUAGCUGCUAUAACGUAAUCGCUUUUUUGCAACAUUAAAUGUAUCUAAUAAAGUGUUUCACAGUAAAA